Molecule: messenger RNA, 2539 nt
Organism: Trichechus manatus latirostris (Florida manatee)
Lineage: Eukaryota; Metazoa; Chordata; Mammalia; Sirenia; Trichechidae
Gene: UBE2N
Product: ubiquitin conjugating enzyme E2 N
Exons: 4
Coding region: 349-807 (152 amino acids)
Biological process (GO): DNA damage tolerance; protein K63-linked ubiquitination
Cellular component (GO): nucleus
Molecular function (GO): ubiquitin conjugating enzyme activity
Source: RefSeq, a predicted model, not a curated record
GCGCAGGUGGCCGAGCCCUAUCGCGGCGCGGACGGCUCGGCCACAAGCGCCGCACCUCCGCGCCUCCCGCGCCAUCUCCCUCAGGUCCCUGCCCCACCGCGGCGCGUCACUUCCGCAACCCCUUGGCCGGGGUUGGGGCGGGGAACCUGGGGAAGGGGGCCAGGUCCGAAAGAACCCGCCCGCGCCGGAGCCCGCGCCCUAGCCCGGACUACAUUUCCCGAGGGGCCCAGGCGGCGGCGGCGGCGGGCGCGGCAACGUCCCCCGGAAGUGGAGCCCAGGACUUCCACUCGUGCGUGAGGCGAGCAGUGCCGGAGACGAGACCAGAGGCCGAACUCGGGAUCUGACAAGAUGGCUGGGCUUCCCCGCAGGAUUAUCAAGGAAACCCAGCGUUUGCUGGCAGAACCAGUUCCUGGCAUUAAAGCGGAACCAGAUGAGAGCAACGCCCGUUAUUUUCAUGUGGUCAUUGCUGGCCCCCAGGAUUCCCCCUUUGAGGGAGGGACUUUUAAACUUGAACUGUUCCUUCCAGAAGAAUAUCCAAUGGCAGCCCCUAAAGUACGUUUCAUGACCAAAAUUUAUCACCCUAAUGUAGACAAGUUGGGAAGAAUAUGUUUAGAUAUUUUGAAAGAUAAGUGGUCCCCAGCACUGCAGAUCCGCACAGUUCUUCUAUCGAUCCAGGCUUUGUUAAGUGCUCCCAACCCAGAUGAUCCAUUAGCAAAUGAUGUAGCGGAGCAAUGGAAGACCAACGAAGCCCAAGCCAUAGAAACAGCUAGAGCAUGGACUAGGCUAUAUGCCAUGAAUAAUAUUUAAAUCAAUCUGAUCAUCAAGUGUGCAUCACUUCUCCUGUUCUGCCAAGACUUCUUCCUUUUUUGUUUGCAUUUAAUGGACACAGUCUUAGAAACGUUACAGAAUAAAAGCCCAGACAUCUUCAGUCCUUUGGUGAUUAAAUGCACAUUAGCAAAUCUGUCUUGUCCUGAUUCACUGUUGUAAAGCAUGAGCAGAGGCUAGAAGUAUCAUCUGGAUUGUUGCAAAACACUUAAAAGCAGUGGCCCUUCUCUGCUUUUAUUCAUUUCUCCCCCAUCAUGGUUUAAGUAUAAAGCACUGUGAAUGAAGGUAGUUGUCAGGGUUAGCUGCAGGGGUGUGGGUGUUCUUCUUUAUUUUAUUUUUUUUUGAGGGGGGAGGUAGUUUUGUUUUAAAUUUAUGGACUCCUCUCCCCCUUUUUAUGGUGAUCUAAUUGCAUUGGUCAAAAGCAGGUAACCAGUUGUUCUUUAGAAUAUACCCUCUAGCCAAGUCUAACUUUAUUUAGACGCUGUAGAUGGACAAGCUUGAUUGUUUGAACCAAAAUGGGAACUUUAAACAUCACAGCCCUCACUAAUAACAUUGUGACUUUGCCGUCAAGUGUAGAAUCCUCCCUUUAAGAAAAAGCUUGUGACCGUUUUGUAUGGCUUGUCUGGAAACUUCUGUAAAUCUUAUGUUUUAGUAAAAUAUUUUUUGUUAUUCUACUUUGCCUUUGUACAGUUUAUUUUACUGUGUUUAUUUCACUUUCCUAAUGUGACAAUCGUAUUUAAAAAUUAAAACUCUGAUAGAACAUUCUGUUUGGGUCUUCACCAUCUGACAAGUUGAAUAGCAAGAGGUGGGUUUUGCCAGUGUCUUUUCACUGAUACAGAUAUAUUUUACGAUAUUACUGAAUGGAGUUAUUUAUAAACUGGCCCUGAGCAUGCAUAAAGCAUCAGUAUCUGACAGUUUUUCCUCUUAGAAAUUUAAAGUAAAUGUGCUUAUCUUGUCUUACUAGAUGACCGUUGGUGUCUUGCCCCACUAUGUUUGUAAAUUACUGUACCAGGAGAGUCACAGCAAAGAAGCAGUUGUGACUGAUAUGUAGGACUUUAACAUGUGCCAUGUAUGGGUUAUGACAUUUUUCUUAGUUCUUGUCUGAAAACUUUAUGUAAGACCACAGGUCUGUGUUAUUAGGAAACAGUGAUCUGAUAAUCAUUUGGGGUUUGCUGAGGCGUAAUUAGUCUUCCUUAUAGACCUGAUGAGCAAAUCUCAAGCACCCAGCUUGCAAAGUGUCAUCAGAACAGUUUCUUUUCUUUGAUAGCAUCAGAUCCUCUGUUAAUUCUUGCUUUCAUUCCUCCAGUAUUUGCUAUGGGAGCUCCUUUUAUCCUUUAAUUUGAUAUUCAGAAUUUUUUUUUCACUGACAGUUUCUCCCUCAGCCCUACAAAACUGUUCUUUCCCAUCCCCUCCAUAUUUGAUUCCAGAUUCUUGUUAUUUUUAAGUCAGAAAUGUAUCCCAUCAUAAGUAUGUAAAUGUUAACCUGCAGGUUGAAACCUUUGUUUCUUGUGGUUUAAGGUAAUGGAUAUUGUAGCCCAUCUGAAUUUUCCCUCCUCUUAUUCUCAUAACUUCUGGAGUUUCUUCAGAAUGUGGUGUAUUUUAUUGUGCUCCUAUGUAAGAUGAAGAAUUAUCUAUUAAAAUUACAUUUUCAACAUACAAAAGCUUUUGAUGACUGGUAACUGAUAUCCUUUCAAAUAAGUGCAUUGCUUGGUAA